This is a messenger RNA of Ilex paraguariensis (yerba mate), 2643 nucleotides long. Lineage: Eukaryota; Viridiplantae; Streptophyta; Magnoliopsida; Aquifoliales; Aquifoliaceae. The record is from the annotation of a GenBank genome assembly.
AUGGAUUCAGAUUUUGGGAUAGCGAGAGAAUUGUCCGAUCUCCAAAAGCUUCGAUCUCAGUACCAACCAGAGCUCCCCCCUUGUCUUCAGGGGACUACUGUCCGUGUAGAAUUUGGUGAUGCAACCACUGCUGCAGACUCCUUUGGUGCCCACACCAUAAGCCGGUCUUUUCCACACACUUACGGUCAGCCUUUAGCACACUUUCUUAGGGCAACUGCCAAAGUCCCUGAUGCCCAGAUAAUUACUGAGCAUCCAGCAAUUAGGUAUGGGACUACUGUCCGUGUAGAAUUUGGUGAUGCAACCACUGCUGCAGACUCCUUUGGUGCCCACACCAUAAGCCGGUCUUUUCCACACACUUACGGUCAGCCUUUAGCACACUUUCUUAGGGCAACUGCCAAAGUCCCUGAUGCCCAGAUAAUUACUGAGCAUCCAGCAAUUAGACAAUCUCCCGGAGGACAUAAUGUCAUAUGGGGUCUUCACAAUGCUCUCAAGAUUCACAACCCUAACAGUUCUUUGCUUGGAUUUUUGGGUGGUUCUGAAGGUAUAUUUGCACAAAAGACCCUUGAGAUCACUGAUGACAUUCUUGCAACCUACAAAAAUCAAGGUAGUUAUGACUUACUAGUGGUUGGGAUUCCUGUUACUUUGAAUGGAGAUCUCAAAAACCAAUUUGUUGAAACAAAUGUUGGUUUUGAUACCAUAUGUAAGGUUAAUUCUCAGCUCAUCAGCAAUGUCUGCACAGAUGCUCUUUCAGCAGAGAAGUAUUAUUACUUUGUCCGACUCAUGGGACGAAAGGCAUCACAUGUUGCUUUGGAAUGCACUCUCCAGUCACAUCCAAACAUGGUCAUUCUUGGUGAGGAGGUGGCUGCAUCAAAGCUUACUCUUUUUGACCUGACAAAACAGAUUUGUGAUGCAGUACAAGCCCGGGCGGAACAAGAUAAGUACCACGGAGUCAUCCUGCUACCCGAGGGGCUUAUAGAAAGCAUUCCUGAAGUCUAUGCUCUCUUGCAGCACAUUAUGCCCAACCUUAGUUUGAUGAUAUCUAAAAGAAGUCUUUUAUGCUUGCUACCAGGUGGUUCUGAAGGUAUAUUUGCACAAAAGACCCUUGAGAUCACUGAUGACAUUCUUGCAACCUACAAAAAUCAAGGUGGUUAUGAUUUGCUGGGAAGAACAAAAGAUCAAAUAAGAACAACUGAGCAAGUCAAUGCUGCGCUCAACACAUGCAGAGAUUUGAAGUUGGAUGGCCUUGUCAUUGUCGGAGGGGUGACAUCAAACACAGACGCUGCUCAGCUUGCUGAAACUUUUGCAGAAGCAAAAUGGCCAACUAAGGUGGUUGGGAUUCCUGUUACUUUGAAUGGAGAUCUCAAAAACCAAUUUGUUGAAACAAAUGUUGGUUUUGAUACCAUAUGUAAGGUUAAUUCUCAGCUCAUCAGCAAUGUCUGCACAGAUGCUCUUUCAGCAGAGAAGGUCAUUCUUGGUGAGGAGGUGGCUGCAUCAAAGCUUACUCUUUUUGACCUGACAAAACAGAUUUGUGAUGCAGUACAAGCCCGGGCGGAACAAGAUAAGUACCACGGAGUCAUCCUGCUACCCGAGGGGCUUAUAGAAAGCAUUCCUGAAGUCUAUGCUCUCUUGCAGGAAAUUCAUGGUCUGCUGAGGCAAGGUGUUUCUGUUGAUGGCAUUUCUACGCAAUUGUCACCUUGGGCAUCAGCUUUGUUUGAAUUUUUGCCUCCCUUCAUUAGAAAACAGCUGCUUCUCCAUCCAGAAUCAGAUGACUCUGCUCAGCUAUCCCAGAUUGAGACGGAGAAACUCCUCGCGCAUCUCGUGGAAGCAGAAAUGAACAAGCGAUUGAAAGAAGGAACAUACAAGGGUAAAAAAUUUAAUGCUAUCUGCCACUUCUUUGGCUAUCAAGCUCGGGGGUCUUUACCUUCAAAGUUUGAUUGUGACUACGCAUACGUUCUUGGGCACAUUUGCUACCAUAUUCUGGCAGCUGGGCUGAAUGGUUAUAUGGCUACUGUAACUAACCUGAAAAAUCCUUUGAACAAGUGGCGUUGUGGUGCUGCUCCAAUAACUGCAAUGAUGACUGUGAAGCGUUAUGGUCGUGGUCCUGGGGCCUUACCAAUUGGGAAACCUGCCGUGCAUCCUGCGACCGUCGAUUUGACAGGCAAAGCAUAUGAGUUACUGAGACAAAAUGCAACCAAAUUUUUGAUGGAUGAUGUUUACAGAAACCCAGGGCCCCUUCAGUUUGAUGGUACAGGUGCUGAUGCCAAGGCUGUAACUCUGUGUGUUGAAGACCAGGAUUACAUGGGUCGUAUCAAGGCACUGCAGGAAUAUCUCAACAAGGUGCGGAUGAUUGUGAAACCAGGAUGCUCACAGGAUGUUCUGAAAGCAGCUUUGAGUGCCAUGACUGCUGUGACUGAUAUUCUCUUGACCAUGACCUCACCUUCAAACGUUUUGUGUAAGACAGAAAAAGCUUACAAAGCACAUGUUGUGGUGCUUGCAUAUCAUGGACAAGGCCACAUAAAUCCAAUUGUCCAAUUUUCUAAACGUCUGGCCUCGAAAGGAAUCAAAGUCACAGUAACUACCAAACUCUCUACUACCAAGACCAUGCAAGCAACAGCGGGCUCAAUUAUAUUCAAGCGCCUGUAA